AUGGAUGAAGUGGAUAUAAUACCUGAACAAAGUCCAACUGACAUUGUACGAACAAAUCAAUAUUCAAUCAAUGAUGACAGUAAUGAUUUAAUACCGACUUAUCUUCCACGAUUAGCUGAACCGAUCAUAAUCCGGGGUGCUGGCCAUGUCACGGUUUUUGCAUUGAAUAAUAAAUUCGACGAAGAAUAUCCGCAAGCACUCACACAUAAAGUAUCAAGAGAUGAAUACCAAGAAACGAUCAAACGCGUCAAUCUCAUACUGAGAAAAAACGUUCCGAUCAAUUUUAAAUGGUUACUUUGCGGUUGCAUUUGCUGUUGUUGUACAAUCGGCCUGUCAUUAUGUCCUGUUCUAUGUUUGAAUAAACGUUCAAAAAACGCUGUAAGUAAAGUUCUCGAUUGGGAAAAUGCACGGCUCUAUCACAAACUUGGCUUGCAUUGGCGUUUAACAAAACAGAAAUGUCCAAAUAAUGCUGUACAAGAGUAUGUUCUCAUGAUUGAAUUUCGUCCACCUUUAUCACUUUCCCAUCCGGAUUAA
This is a messenger RNA of Adineta ricciae, 534 nucleotides long. NCBI's taxonomy places the organism in Eukaryota, Metazoa, Rotifera, Eurotatoria, Adinetida, Adinetidae. The record is from the annotation of a GenBank genome assembly.